Cricetulus griseus (Chinese hamster) is the source of this 2359-nucleotide messenger RNA. The record is from RefSeq and is a predicted model, not a curated record. Lineage: Eukaryota; Metazoa; Chordata; Mammalia; Rodentia; Cricetidae.
AUGACCGGAGCUCCUGUCCUAGCCCUGCUGCUGCUGGGGCAGCUUCUGACGGCCACCUACGCGCAGAAAGUGGGACCUCGAGGCCCCCCUGGUCCCCAAGGGCCUCCUGGGAAGCCCGGCAAGGAUGGCAUCGAUGGAGAAGCUGGCCCUCCAGGUCUGCCUGGCCCUCCAGGACCCAAAGGGGCCUCGGGGAAGCCAGGGAAGCCAGGAGAGGCAGGACUGCCAGGACUGCCCGGUGUGGAUGGUCUGACCGGGAGGGAUGGACCCUCAGGACCCAAAGGUGCCCCUGGAGAACGGGGAAGUCUAGGACCCCCAGGACCACCAGGACUUGGGGGCAAAGGCCUGCCUGGACCUCCUGGAGAGGCAGGAGUGAGUGGACUCCCAGGUGGGAUUGGUCUGCGAGGCCCCCCGGGACCCUCUGGACUCCCAGGCCUGCCUGGUCCCCCAGGACCUCCUGGACCUCCUGGAAACCCUGGAGUCCUCCCUGAAGGUGCUACUGAUCUGCAGUGUCCUGCCAUCUGCCCUCCAGGCCCCCCUGGACCCCCAGGAAUGCCAGGGUUCAAGGGACCUACUGGCUACAAAGGGGAACAAGGAGAAGUUGGCAAAGAUGGUGAGAAGGGUAAUCCUGGACCUCCUGGGCCUCCUGGCAUCCCAGGCACCGUGGGACUACAGGGCCCACGAGGAUUACAAGGACUUCCAGGACCACUUGGGCCCCCUGGGGACCGGGGUCCCAUUGGGUUUCGGGGCUUCCCUGGGGUCCCAGGAGCACCUGGGAAAGUGGGUGACAGAGGUGAAAGGGGUCCAGAAGGGUUCCGAGGCCCUAAGGGUGACCUGGGCAGGCCUGGUCCCAAAGGAAUCCCUGGAGUGGCCGGACCAGGUGGAGAACCAGGCAUGCCAGGCAAGGAUGGCCAGGAUGGCGUGCCAGGGCUUGAUGGCGAGAAGGGAGAGGCUGGUCGCAAUGGUGCCCCAGGAGAGAAGGGCCCCAAUGGGCUGCCGGGGCUCCCUGGGCGAGCCGGGUCCAAAGGCGAGAAGGGAGAACCGGGUAGAGCUGGGGAGUUGGGUGAGGCUGGCCCUUCUGGAGAGCCAGGUAUCCCUGGAGAUGUUGGUGUUCCAGGGGAGCGUGGUGAGGCUGGUCACAGGGGCUCAGUGGGGGCCCUUGGCCCACAAGGUCCUCCUGGGGCCCCUGGUGUCCGUGGCUUCCAGGGCCGUAAGGGCAACGUGGGAGACCCUGGCCUUCCAGGCCCCCAAGGCCUAAGGGGUGAUGUGGGUGACCGGGGUCCAGGAGGUGCCACAGGCCCUAAAGGAGACCAGGGCAUUGCAGGUUCUGAUGGUCUUCCAGGGGACAAGGGAGAGCUGGGUCCCAAUGGCCCCGUUGGACAAAAAGGAGAGUCUGGAAGCCGAGGGGAACUGGGCCCCAAAGGUAUCCAGGGCCCCAAUGGUACCAGCGGCGUCCAGGGUGUACCUGGUCCCCCAGGGCCACUGGGCCUCCAAGGCCUGCAGGGUGUUCCAGGCAUCACAGGGAAGCCUGGAAUUCCGGGCAAGGAAGCCAGUGAACAGCGCAUCAGGGAGCUUUGUGGGGGGAUGAUCAGUGAGCAAAUCGCACAGUUGGCUGCACACCUGAGGAAGCCCUUAGCACCAGGCUCCAUCGGCAGGCCUGGUCCAGCUGGACCCCCAGGACCCCCAGGACCCCCAGGAUCCAUUGGUCACCCUGGUGCUCGGGGUCCCCCUGGAUAUCGUGGUCCCACUGGGGAACUGGGAGAUCCUGGACCUAGAGGAAGCCAGGGUGACAGAGGAGACAAGGGUGCAACAGGAGCAGGACUGGAUGGGCCUGCUGGGGACCAGGGGCCCCAAGGGCCUCAAGGUGUGCCUGGAAUCAGCAAAGAUGGUCAAGAUGGUGCUCAUGGUGAGCCUGGCCUUCCUGGUGAUCCUGGCCUUCCUGGAGCUGUUGGCGCUCAGGGAACCCCGGGGAUUUGUGACACUUCAGCCUGCCAAGGAGCUGUGUUGGGGGGGGGUGGGGAAAAGUCAGGUUCUCGGAGCUCAUAAACAGCAACUUUGGGAAAUGACAACGCACUCCAGGAGGAAGCAGGGAUCCUUCCUGGCCUGCUGUCUGGGCCCCCAAGAGCAUCUACUGGCACCACUGUCACUGUCCCACCUGCAGGAUUAAUGGCAGCCCAUUCAUCUGUGACAGCAUACCUCAGGCACAGGCCCUAGGGAUGGAGACUUUAGGGAUGUUGAAUCUCAAGUUUGUUUUUUGUUUUUUGUACAAUUCCAUGAGAUAAAUACACUCAGAGACUUGUUUACAUAACACUUACACAAAGCCUAUAAUAGACUACCAAUAAAGCAAUCUGCUAAAACUUCA